CACACAAGCUAUUUGCAGGAGGAAUACCAAGGCGCAAACCUAGCUACGAAUACCUGUGAAACAACGGAGCGUCAUCAACCGCAUUAAUCGGCGAAGAAGAAAAGUACGGAGACGUACUACAAAUAAGAAGAAAACAAGCAAACAAUCACGAUGGGAUCUCGCUGCCCUCUAACCUGGGGGUUGUUCCUCGGAACUGCCGCUCUUAUGAUCCGCCACAAACGAAAGCAAGCAAAAAUUUCCGCGACACCCGCCACACCCCUUCCCCCCUGUGAGGUCGUCUUUGUCCUAGGUGCCCCGGGAACCGGAAAGGGAACCCAGUGCGAGCGACUGGAAAAUCGUCUCGUGGACGKUGAACUCAAUCGCACCUGGAAACACCUGUCGGCGGGAGAUUUGUUGCGGGCGGAACGAGACGCUGGAACGGGGCCCAUGGCGGACCUGAUCCGGUCCAAGAUCCAGGCCGGAGAAAUCGUUCCCAGCUCGAUCACGGUCAAGUUGCUCGAAAACGCCAUGGCCGCUGCCCACCAAGAAUCCAAGGGUUCGAUCACGCAUUUUUUGAUCGACGGGUUCCCGAGGAGCCACGAGAACAUGUCGGCCUGGGAGGACGCCAUGGGCGCGGUCCACACCAUCAAGUUUGUUCUGAAUUUUGAGUGCCCAGAAGAAGUCUUGUACGUUUCUGGUGCAUCCUUGGCGUGGCGGAAUGAAUGAAUUUGUUCGGAUCGGAUUGGAUCGUUUUUUUUUGGGUUCAUUCCUCGUCCCAGGAUGCUGCAGCGAUCUGGCUUUGCGCCUGGGCAGUGGAGGGAUGGUACCACAGGUCGGCGACGAUGCGGACGGUUACGAUUGGCUCAUUUCAUCGAGGUUUACCCGUGUGUUUGUUUACGCAGAUUCUCUCACACUGAUUUUGCACGUUUUGUUUUGUUUUGUUUCUGGAAACGAUCCGAUCAUUGAAAACCAAUCCAAUGCACCCCGAUCGCACGCACAAUCAACGCGAAAUCUCUCCCGACGCCAUGAAAAUGAAAUGCGCUUGGCUUUGCACCCAAAUGAAUGGYAUGGCGCAGGGUUGGACGGCUGUUGGAACGCGCAAAGGAAUCGGGACGUUCCGACGACAAAAUCGAGGUGAUCCGAAAACGAUUCAAGACGCACGUCGAAUCCACGGUGCCGAUUCUGGACUACUUUGGAACGCAGGGAACACCCCUGCACAACAUCGACUCGGCCAAGAGCAUCGAACAGGUUUACGAAACAGUGGAGAAGUUGUUCGCGUAACGUGACCAGGUCUUGGCAGUUGUAAAAAUCUGCGUAGUGAUAUGGCAAAAUCGACGUUUUGUGAAAGACGAUUUUGAAAUUAUAAUAGUGUGUCAGAUUGAAUCCAAUGGUUUGAAUAGUCUAUCGUUAAGAAGU
Pseudo-nitzschia multistriata is the source of this 1395-nucleotide messenger RNA. The record is from the annotation of a GenBank genome assembly. NCBI's taxonomy places the organism in Eukaryota, Bacillariophyta, Bacillariophyceae, Bacillariales, Bacillariaceae.